Molecule: messenger RNA, 3655 nt
Organism: Loxodonta africana (African savanna elephant)
Lineage: Eukaryota; Metazoa; Chordata; Mammalia; Proboscidea; Elephantidae
Gene: RWDD3
Product: RWD domain containing 3
Exons: 4
Coding region: 16-819 (267 amino acids)
Biological process (GO): positive regulation of hypoxia-inducible factor-1alpha signaling pathway; positive regulation of protein sumoylation
Molecular function (GO): protein binding
Source: RefSeq, a predicted model, not a curated record
CGGCGCUUCGCGGCCAUGGCGGAGCAGGUGGAGGAGGAACUCUCGGCCCUGGCCGCGAUUUUCUGCGGGCAGGACGAGUGGGAGGUGCUGAGCCGCUCAGAGACAGAUGGCACCGUGUUCAGAAUUUACACGAAAGCGGAAGGACUUACGGAUGUGGAUAUACCCUUUGAACUGGUGUUUCAUUUACCUGUCACUUAUCCUUUGUGUCUGCCUGGUGUCUCGGUGAACUCUGAACGCCUGACCAGGGCCCAGUGUGUGACUGUGAAAGAGAAAUUACUUGAGCAAGCAGAGAACCUCUUGUCGGAACCCAUGGUUCAUGAGCUUGUUCUCUGGGUUCAGCAGAAUCUCAAACACAUCCUCAACCAACCAGAAACUGGAAGUGGCAGUGAAAAGUGCACUUUUCCACCAAGCCUAAAUGUGGACGAUGGACUGUGGGUAACUCUUCUGCAUUUGGAUCACAUGAGAGCAAAGACUAAAUAUGUCAAAACUGUGGAGAAGUGGGCUUCAGAUUUAAGGCUGACUGGAAGACUGAUGUUCAUGGGUAAAAUAAUUCUGAUUUUACUACAAGGAGACAGAAACAACAUCAAGGAGUACCUGAUUCUUCAGAAGACGUCCAAAGUAGAUGUGGACUCAAGUGGAAAGAAAUGCAAGGAGAAAAUGAUUAGUGUCCUGUUUGAAACAAAAGUACAGACAGAACACAAAAGGUUCCCGGCAUUUGAAGUCAAGGAGUAUUCAUCGUUGGAUGAGUUACAAAAAGAAUUUGAAACUGCAGGACUUAAGAAGCUAUUCUCCGAAUUUGUACUUGGGCUGGUGAAAUGAAGUGGAAGAUGGGAAUCUUUUAGUAAUGCAGCAGUGUUUUUGUUUUGUUACUUUUUGUUGUUUUUUGUGUUGGAUUUUGAGAGUAGCUAAUUGAAAUACAUGGGAGCAAUUUUGAAGUUUCUGUGAAGCAAAAUGAUAGACACCAUCCUCACUUCAGGAAUAAAAACCAAUUCUGUAUUUUUUUUUUAAACUGAUUUUUAUUUUUUUAACUUUAGAUGAAGGUUUACAGAGCAAACUAGCUUCUCAUUAAGUAAUUAGUAUGCAUGUUGUUUUGUGACAUUGGUCCCAACCCCACCACAUGUCAACACUCUUCUUGACCUUGGGUUGCCUAUUACCAGCUUUCCUGUCCCCUCCUGCCUUCUCAUUCUUGUCCCUGGGCUGGUGUGCCCAUUUAGUCUUGUUUUGUUUUACAGGCCUGUCUAAUCUUUAACUGAAGGGUAAAGCUCAGGAGUGACUUCAUUACUGAGCUAUAAGGAUGUCCGGGGGCCAUACUCUCAGGGUUUCUCUAGUCUUUGUCAGACUGGUAAGUCUGGUGUUUUUUUUUUUUAAUGAGUUAGAAUUUUGUUCUACAUUUUUCUCCAACUCUGUCUGGGACCCUCUAUUGUGAUUCCUGUCAGAGCAGUAGGUGGUGGUACCUGGGCACCAUUCAGUUUUGUGGACUCACUCUGGUGGAGGCUGUAGCACUUGUGGUCUGUUAGUCAUUUGGACUAAUCUUUCCCUUGUGUCUUUGGUUUUCUUUAUUCUCCCUUGCUCCAAUCGGGGUGAGACCAGUGCAGUAUCUUAGAUGGCUACUUAAAAACUUCUAAGACCCCAGAAGUUGCUGACCCAAGAAGAAUGUAGAACAUUUUCUUUAUAUUAUGACAGUGGAGCUAGAUGUUCCCCAAGGCCAUGGUCCCCAUAGCCCUCAGCCCAAUAAUUAGGUCCCUCAGGGAGUUUGGAUGUGUCUAUGGAACUUCCGUGACCUUGCCCUGGACAAGUUAUGCUGAAAGCCAAUUGUUUUAUGGAAAAAUAAAGAUUCAAAAAAAAAACCCUGUAUGCUAAUUUUUGCUGGGAAAAGCUAGGCCCAGCUUAUCUGAAAGACAAAUAUAAAAUGAUUGUAAGUGAGCCUUUUGUUUUUAUAUACAGGAUUUAUUUGGGACUAUGUAAUUUUCUGGCUGAUUUUCUUGUAAUUAAAUCAUUUUGUAAAUGAGAUUUGUUUUCAUGUGUACUUAAAAAAACAUUUUUAGCAUUUGAUCGUAAUUUUUUUCUUACUCAGCUUAUUAUAUCUAAUGAUUUAAGUUGAAUGUUAAGAAAAAUACUACAGUGAUUUCAGUGUGGGGUUGUAUAAAUUGUUAUUUUGUUUAAAUACAAACCAAUGAAGUUGUAUAGAACUGGAUUUACAAUUGCUUCUUUGGGGGUCCCAGAGUAGCAUGGGACUAGCUAUCUACAGGACUAGAGAGUCAAUUGAAAUCAAUCCUUUUUUGAAAAAUUCACCUGCUGGUUUUACAGGGAGAGAAAUGUUUCAUACAAGAUGAACUUGGUCUGUUGGAUAGAUGAAAUUAUACAGAGAUACUAGUUUUUAUUUCUUAUGAACUCUGUAAAAGCAUGAGAAUCUUAAAAUAUAUAUUUUAUGACUUAAAGAGAAAAGCCAUAAUAUAAAAGCUUGUGUUAAAGUUUAUAACAAAAACGUAAGCAGGCAUUUGUGUCUGAGAAAGGAUAUUUGUGUGCAUGAGGUCGUUUGGGCUUCUGAAAUAAGGGGCCAAGUGAUGGAAGAAAGGCCAAGUGAACCGUUCUUACUGCAAUCUAUAAAGCCCACUGAUGUCAUCAUAAAAUUACAACGAAAGAGCUAAGUGAGGAAAACUUUGUGGCAUGUUGGGUAGCAUUUCCUGACAGUGCUGCUCUGUGACCAUGGCAUUUCAAUCUGAUGUCUUAUUUUCAGACACCAUUAUAAUUAAAUUAUACUUGCCCAGAGUCACCUCAGAAGACAGGCCUGGGAACCUGCUUCCGAAAGGUCACAGCCUUGAAAAUCCUAUGGAGCAGAGUUUACUCUGACACAUAUGAGGCUGCCACGAGUCAGAAUUGACUGGCUGGUGACUAAGAACAACAACAUUGAUCAUAUUAUGGGGCUCUGUUAAUGAGAGGGGGAUUUUUCAAAUUUAUUUGAUCUCCUUCCUGAAUGUUUAUGAUUUUUCCUGGAGAACCGGUAAGUGUAUUUUGAUUGUUCUUUGGGAAGAGUGUACAUGGCAAAGGGAAGCUACCCCACUGGCAGGCAAAACAGAAAACAGGCUUGAAAGCUUUGGGAUGGUCACUAUUACCCCUUCAUUUGAUUUAAGGUAGUUUUAAUGAAAAUUAAAGUAGUGAAAAAAAGAGUAAGUUUGAAAAUAUUGACCAUGUGGUUGGGACUGGUUGAGAGCAAUCCAAAAUAACAUUAAAAAUUAUCACCAUCAAGUCUUUAGCAGUAACCAUAGCAGGAGGUUGGGUCUGAAUUUUAUCACAGCAGAACCUCUAGUCCGCUUUAUUCUACCUUGGCUCUUUUCUGCUAAAGUGUCUUCCCACUCCAUCUUUUGUGAUACUUCUUCAAACUUUCAUCUUCAAAUUUGACUUUUUACCCCUAAACAAGAGCUAGAAUCAGACCAAAUUGGUAACGACUUUCUCCAACUUAAUCGUGUUAUAUUUCCAUCUGCUGAAAUGUAAAAACAGUGUUGGUUUUGGUUACUGUCUUGCAGGUUUACAUUUAAGCCUUUCACAAAUAUAUACAUAUCAGGAUGCAAAACUAAACCUUGACAGUGUUAUACAUAGAUUAAAUUUGACCUCUGAAUAAAAGAAAAUUUUAUGUACCAAAAAGCUGUAAGAGUCU